Molecule: messenger RNA, 3450 nt
Organism: Danio rerio (zebrafish)
Lineage: Eukaryota; Metazoa; Chordata; Actinopteri; Cypriniformes; Danionidae
Source: RefSeq, a predicted model, not a curated record
GCUUUAUUGUUAUGGGAUGGUGCUUUAGUAGUUUAUUUUAAAUUAAUUGAGGUUCUCAUGAAGAUGUGGAUUGUACUGCUGCUUCUCUUAAUACAUUCAGAGACAGUACUUUGCUACAGUGAUGGAAAUGUCGUAGUGGCUUGUGAGGACAUGACACCUCAACAUGGUUAUGAUCCCAAAACCACAGAUCCACCUUUCAUCAUUACAGCAGACAAAUCCCAGUUCAGCCCUGGGGAUGAAGUCAAAGUCACAUUAGCAAUGGGGUUUUCAGAAGGCAAAAAGUACUUCAAAGGAUUCCUCAUAGAAGCAAGGAAUGCUGGGAAUCUCAAUGAAAUUGUUGGAUCAUUUAAGUUAAUCAGUUCCGACUUGUCUCAGCUUCUGACCUGCAACAAUAAAAGGGACUCUGCUGUAAGUCAUACCAGUGGCAAGCACAAGACUGAGGUCCAGGUGAUCUGGGUUGCACCGCCUGACUCUCCUUCCAGUGUGCAGUUUCUGGUAACUGUUGCCCAAGGCAUGCAUGAUUAUUGGGUGAAGAUUCCAGGUCCACUUGUGUCCCAAAAUGGUGCUGCUCCUCCACCACAAACUACUUUUGGAGGUUCCAUUCAAAGUGAAACCACAACUUCCUCUACACUGUCACGUUCAUUCACAGCUGAUGGCUGUGGAAUCGAGAAGUCCUGUUUGAGAGAUCCAGAGGGCUGUGAACCACAAAAUGACGCUGCGUGUCACUUCCUGUCCUUCAGAGCAGAGAGUAACAGUGUAAUGUUUGAGCUCAGUGGACCUGCAGAAGGAUAUGUCUCCUUUGCCUUAUCACUGGACAAAUGGAUGAAUGUUCUAAAAGACAGGGCUUGGAGGCUAUCAGAUGGAGUGAUUCAGUGUAGCUUUCGCAGAGACGUUCAUCAGCCGCCUGAAGAUCUGAACAGAUUCAGCCUGGAUCAGAUGUACUAUCUCUUCAUGGCACACGGUCGUGCUGAUGAUGGACGAACUCAUCGACAUGACCGGCAACCUCUGAUUUCAGCCUCUCAGACAGACAUGACAGGAUCUCCAAAAGAAAUAGGUGGCUCUCGGUCGCCCCUUCUCAUGAAAUUUCAUGGGGCUUUAAUGUUGAUUGCCUGGACGUCGACUGUCACCGCUGGGGUCAUCAUGGCAAGAUACUUCAAACCCGACUGGCCGGAGCAGAACAUUUUGGGGCAGAAGGUCUGGUUUCAGUUACACCGAAUGCUGAUGAGCCUCACAGUUCUGCUCACACUGGUCGCCUUUGUUUUACCUUUUAUCUACAGAGGAGGUUGGAGCAAGCGGGCAGGAAUACACCCGUAUUUGGGUUGUGUUGUCAUGGCACUGACUCUCAUCCAACCUGUCAUGGCACUUUUCAGACCUGCACCAGACGCUGCAAGGAGAUACAUCUUCAACUGGAUGCAUUUUGGAACAGGAACAGCAGCUCAGAUUGUGGCUGUUGUCACCAUUUUCCUCGGGAUCCAUCAGCAAGCUCUUUUCCUGCCUUCUCCGUGGGCCACAGGACUCUUGGCCUUCACUGUCAUCUGGUUUGUGUUGGCAGAUUUGGUGCUGGAAGUCCAUCGAAGGGGGUUUUUACCUGUAGGUAAAUAUUUUAAAAACGUCAAAAUCUACUCAGAGCAUAUUAAUUCUGAGGACAAAGAGGAGGUUGUGUUUGUUCCUGACGAGAGUGAGACUCUCAGCAAUGAAUCCCGUUUUAAAAAUGUAGUGCUGGCUGUUUAUCUCUGUGGAAAUCUGGGAUGUCUGUGUGUUUUUCUUUGGACCAUCAUUGCAGUAUGAUAAACUCCCUGCAUUAAUUUCCACAUUUAGUCUCUAAGAUGUUCACCAGUUGUGCCUAAUUUAUAAAAACCAAAGAAAUAUGGAGCAAGAUUGAAUAAUGAUAGUUCAAGUGUCAAAUUUAUGAGGGUUUAUUAAAGGGAUAGUUCACCAAAACAUGAAAAUUCUGCCAUCAUUUACUCAACCCUAUGUAAGUCAGUGGCAGCCAGCAUUUUUCAAAGUAUCUUCUUUUGUGUUCAACAGAAGAACGAAACUCAUUAAGGUUUAAAAACCACAUGAGCGAGAAUAAAUAAUUAGGUAAUUAAAUGUUUGUUUGUUUGUUUUUUUGGUGAACUAUCCCGUUAAGUAGAAUAUAAUAUUAUUAUUAUUUUAGAUUUGUAGAUUUUGUUUAAUUUAAAAUUGUGUUUUCCUUUGGACCAUGAUAACAUUUUGACACUCUCAGCUUUCAUUUCCACGUUUAAUCUCGGUGACUUUAACUAAUUGUGCCUGAUUUAUAACAACCAAAGAAAUGUGGAGUAAGAUUGAGUUAUAACAGGCCAAGUGGCAAAAGUAUUGGUAUUUAUUUAUAAGGGAUAGUUCACCCAAAAAUCUGAAUUCUGCCAUCUUUAACUCAACCCUAUAGAAGUCCAUGGCUGGGACAUGAGGGAUAAUAAAUGAUUUGGUAGUUUUCAUUUUUUUGGUGAACUAUCGAUCCCGUUAGGUAGAAGAUAACAAAUUAUUAGAGUUUUGUCUUAUUUAAAAUUGCGUUUCUAGACUGCUGAUGUACAAAUCAACUUAGUUUUAUUUUUAUAGCAUAUUUAGAUAAUUAUCUACACAAUUAUUUGUAAAAUAACUGCUGCUUUUUCAAAAUCUGCUCCUGAUUUUUUCCCGUUAUUUGUCUUUUGCCUGUUUAUCUUUAAAAACUUUCCUUUAGAUGUUCUACAGUCAGUGUUUAGUUUACAGAUCAAGCAAAUUACACCAGUCUUGACUCUGUGAUUGUCUUUUUAUAAACGUGAGGUUAUGUUUUUGAACACCUUGUUUUGGAUGACUGUUUCUGAAAGUAUUGCAUAUUGAUUUGUGGACUUGAAUGAGAAACUGAAGUGCCUGAUAAAGACUGUUACUUUUGCCUGAAGUGUAAACAUUCUUAUUUGCGCAGUGAAUAGAAAUGUGUUUGUUUUUUGUUUUUUUACAAAUAUGAUUUUUUUUUCAAAUAAAGUGGACCAUUUAUUAUGGUUUUUAAACAAAUUACAACUUGUGACAAAUAAAUCUUUUGCAGUUAAACUGUUUUUCCAAUUUUCCAAACAUUUAAUCUGGAUCAGAUUGGUCCAGAUUUGGAAAUCCUGUUUUGCUAUCCAGCUUGAACUGAUCUGUCGUUCUUAUAUGACAGUUUUUUAAAGGAACAUUGUGUUGGAUCACUGUGAUCCAAAUAUCAAAUUUCAAGAUUACCAAAUUCUUUUUACCAGAUCAUUAAAUUUAACCAAACGUGUAGCCUACUGGCAUAGCAAAGAGCAACUGGUAGGCAAAAUACCAUCACAAAGAGCCAUUGUUUGUUUUAAUGGUGAGAAACAGAAACUCUGCAAUCAACAAAUAUAUGACAUUUUUUAGUUUGUUCUAAAACAAUACUGCUAAUACAAUUGUUUUGCUGCUGUUUUUUAUCAUAUCUCAUUAAAUGUGACAUGCUUCAAA